Messenger RNA from Chaetomium globosum CBS 148.51, 3036 nucleotides. RefSeq lists its product as uncharacterized. The coding region runs from base 1 to 3036 and encodes 1011 amino acids. The transcript is spliced from 2 exons. The record is from RefSeq and is a predicted model, not a curated record. NCBI's taxonomy places the organism in Eukaryota, Fungi, Ascomycota, Sordariomycetes, Sordariales, Chaetomiaceae.
AUGUCUGCAACGACUGCCACCAACACCAGCCUCAAGCCAGCCAUCCCAAAAAGAACCGGUCAACGGGGCAGGCAUGUGGCAAGGAAACGUGCAGUGGCUUUCGAUGAAUCACUGCAGGUCGACGACACGAGCAAAGGUCAGCUCCAGACCAGCCCGUCGUUUUCCCCUGCAUAUUUGCUUGCAGCGCUGGAGUGGGCCGAAGAUAGUGAAAAUAGGAACAUCGACAGGCCUGGCAGCAAACCCAGCAGGGUACCGGGAAGGAGUGGGGAGCGCAAACCCCUUGUGCCGUCGUCGGCGCAUAAAACGGCUUCAAACCUCAAGUUGCGGCCAGGACGCAGAAACGAUGACGUGAAAAAGCUCUCGAAAAUUAGGCCGCGGCCAUUCGAGCCAUCUGAGCCAUCCACGCCGCGCAUCGACUUAUUACCCGAGAAGCUUGUCUUUAGGUCCCGCCAAACCCCAGUGUCGUUCCUUCCGCCCCCCUCUUCCGUCUCCCCUGAUGCGGCAAGCAAGUCCGUCUUCUUUAAUAAUAAUAAGUUGCCUCCAUCGCCCAUCAGUCCUAGCUUGCCACUCCAAAAUCGCAAACAGCACCAUCGGUAUCAGCAGCAACGGCCGGGGACUAGCAACGAGGUCGGCCGGCCGCCUUGGUACAACGGCCCAAAAAAGGCUUCAUUUUCGGCCGACAACGUGGCACAGGUAGCAAACGAAACCGACAGGAUUAUUCUGGCCAGACCGCCGCCGCCACCUGGGGGCAAAAGGUCCGACGGCAAACCCGCCGUGUAUCAGACAAUGCAGCCUUCCGCAGUGCCGCCGCCAUCAAUGACCAAGUCCUCAAGCCCACCGCGCCAGCCACAAGGCCCGGUGCGUGAGGCGUUUGCCUUCUUCUCCCGCGGGCGGAAGAAGAGCCACGCCAGCGACUCGCCCCGUUCAACUCUCACAAAACGCUCUCGCGCACUGCCAAUCUCAUCGACAUCUACGUCGGCAGAAACACAAGAAACACAAUUCGACUCGACCCAUUCCCCCCAAUCUCCUGGCAUCAACUCCAUCCCAGACAUGGCGCGCUUCCCCGCCGAAGGGGAGAAUCCUACGGGAAAGUCCGUUGUAGUGCGUUGCAAGGGCACUACCGUGACUGUUCUGGUCACGAAAGAGACGUCUGCAGCUGAUCUUUUGGUGAGCUGCAGCCGGUCAUUGGCCGAUCUUGGGCGGCCAAUCAACCCAGACACCAGCGUUGUCAUCGAGCCGUGCGUCCGCCCAGGGCUCGAGAGGAGGCUUCGACAGUACGAACUAGUUUGGGACGUCAUCAGCGCUUGGGACAACGAUUCGUCCAACUUCUUGAUCAUCCUCUCAGAUACCUCCGACCCAGACAGGGAACUAAGCCUCUCUAGCGUGCCCAAGUCAUUAGACGAACCGGAGGGCUUCGUCCUUCCCCUCUACUUCCUCCAACGGCCGGGAAAAUGGACCCAGCGCUUUAUUACGUUGAAGGAGAAUGGGCAAGUCUUUGCAUCCAAAAAGCAAGAUUUCAAGCCUUCCGACAAGAAUGUUGCACGGCUUUGCCAUCUUUCCGACUUUGACCUCUAUCUGCCGACCGAGGCUGAGAUGAGGAAGCAGCUUCGGCCACCCAAGCGGUACUGCUAUGCCAUCAGAAGCCAACAAAAAGCCACUCUAUUUAUCGAUUCCACCCAUUAUUGCCAUUUCUUUUGCACCGAAGAUCCGAUCGUUGCGCGGCAGUUCCGCUCUGCUGUGCAGGGCUGGCGUAGUUGGUAUCUGGUGAACAAGAAACUAGGGUUACACGAGAAAAAGGAGGUGUCAUCGCCAGUCAGCCUCUCCAAAGGUGAUCACGGCUACCGGAGCAGGGCCUCAACAGACCAGGGAUCCAGAGGUGACUAUUGUUCUAGAGGCAGGUCCUCCGUGGACCAGGGACCCAGGGGAAGACCAUCAGUCGACCAAGCCCCAUUAAUUCAGUCAGUUCCGUCCUCUCGUGACGACGUGUCACCAGAUGCGUCAGCCGGGGGGGUAAUACCUCCAGUUCCGCCCUUGCCAGCAUCUCUCCAGGGGAAGAAAGCCGAAGUUUUUACUGCAACUGGGCUGCUUGGUAACGGAUACGACGAGCGCAGACAGCAAGUCUUGCGGCAGGAGGCCUCGACAAGACAUCGGCGGGGAACGGUGACAACGUCACCAGAUGAUGGCCCGUUCAUCGACGGGCCUAGUCUGCUAAACAACCAUGCAGCAGCCACCCCUACCUCCGACGCCCGCCCUCAGACGAGCGGGUCAGGUGGCAGUCCUGCAUCGCCGUCUCGCAGGUCAGAUCGUGCAGGCUGGUUCCCCUCCGCCGUCCAACACUCGGCCGAGCAACAAAGCACCCGGCCACCUGUCUCGUUAUCCCGGAGGCCGAGCACCUCCUCACACGGCCCAUCCCGUUCCCGCUCCGUUCGCCAGCGCGGCGAACAGCGCGGCGAAGAACAACUACCCCCGUUGCCCACGCAAAAGCUUCCCCCGCAACCCCUCAUCGACCUCACCCCAACCUUCGUCGAGCCCCCGCAGUGGAACCGCGAGGGCCGCGGCCGUGGUGUGCGCGCUCCGCAGGGGAAACCUCUCGUUGAUCUCGCCACAGGGCAUGUCCUCCCCCCCAGCACAGCCGCGCGCUUUAGGGACGCCGCACCACCUAAGAAUCUGCUGCGUCGGCCCGACACGGCAGCACCAUCGGCGACAUCAGGGGGUAGCGGCGGCGGUGGUGGUGGCACACUCAUGGACCAGUAUGAUUUGCAAAAGUCAACUAGCCAACGCGGGCGGCCGCGGGCGCCCACCCUCGGUGAUGGCGCGGAUCCUAUCCAGGGGGGUCUGCUGGGCGAUCUGGCGCGGCGGAACACGGUUAGGAGCAACGCCAGUGCUGGCGGUGGUGGGAGUAGGCCCAGUGUGCCUUCGCCCGCGGCGGCGGCGGCUUAUAUGCAGUCGAGGGGGAAGACGAUGCGGGUUGGAGACGCGGAGAGGGACAAGCUUAGGGGGCGGCUCAGGAGUGUGGAGGGUCGUGGCCGGGGGUAG